AUGUCAGGACAACAAGAGAUGUACAAUCAUGCGAGGGACUUUCGAGAGAAAGUAUGUUGUGAAAAACAUAGUUUAGUUUACUUUUAUACAGUCGAUUUGACACUCUUGACUUUUUAGUAACGCCGUAAUAUUGUUGCGUUGUGAUUCUGUAUAGGUCAGCAAUUGCAUAGAUUCGAGCGAAGAGGUAAUGAACUUCUAUCAAGCACUGAAGUCAUAUAAUAGGUAAGCAAGGAGCGAUUGCAGGCUAUUGCAGAUAAAUUUUUGCUAGCUAUAAAUACUACAGUACUGCUUAAUAUCGGCAGAUUAGAUAACAAUGUAAAUAUAAUCAACCAUUUGUUCAUAGGUCUUAAUUUGUGGCCAAAAAGUAACAAAUUAUCCUAAAUCAGGUUUCAAGAAGAGUGUCUGAAUUUUAGCAGUGUGUGCUGUUAGAUUGGCUUAAUUUUUAACGGGACAUAGUUUAUAUUCGUUUCAAGUUUGGCUUUGUUCUAGUUCACUUCUGCAUUUAGAACAAUUUGUGGUGUUCCCACCAGCAGGAGAUCAAAACCAUGAAUUAAUUAUUAAACUCAAGCAGAGUAAACUUAACUAAUUAAAGUUUCAGACCUUGUACAUUAUGCAUCUAAGCAUCUUUGUUCUGAACCUUCAAUUUUGUGUGAUACAUGUUGCCCGGGCAGCAGCCAGAGUGAAUGCAUGCCUGAGCAGGCAUCUUGUUUAGAAUGGAUCUUAAAUUAAGACUUUACAUUUCAAAAUCAAGCUUAACUGCCAGACUCACUAUAAUUAUAGAUUAAGCAUAGUUAUCAACCCUUCUCAGAUCCUACUGGAGACUCCAGUGCAACUUUAUUUUUGCCUGAAAAUGCCAUUAGCAUGUUAGGCAGGCUCUUCCGAUUUUGAAACCACCCAUAUUAGAGUUCCCGGCCAGCAAAAUAUUAAAUUGCAAAAGUUACCAACUAUGACUGUGGUCCUUUUCCAUGCAUGCCAGUACUAGGUGGAACAUUUGAGUUAGUCCUUAGAAGGUUGCAUUAAGUUGAACAAAGUUUGCCAUGAUAAUUCAAAGGUUGAUUUGAUCAAAUCUCAAACUUAAGUAUAAUUAAAUUGAACUUAAUUGUUAGAUGCAUGGGAUAGAAUUAUUUACGAUAGACCUUAAUUACUUUUUACCAAAUGCUUUAGAUGCAAUGUACUCAAAUGCAAGGUUUGACACUGCAUGCCUAUUGCGAGUUGAGCAGGGCUCAAAAUAAUGUUUCAGUUAUGCCGGUCAUGGUGACCAGUCAGUUUCAAUUGUGACCGGUCAAAUGCGAUUUCUGGCAACUCCCAUGAGACCCCACGAAUACUCACCUCCCUGCAAUGCAUUGCCCCCUCAUUGUAUUAAUUAAGCAACAAUUAAAUUCCAGCUUGUGGCGCUCUUAUUAAUAACUUCAAUUGUGAUUGUCAAUUCUGUUGAUGCCGAGAUGCAUGCAGUAUAAUUAUAACACAAUUAAAGUUUAAGUAUAAACUUUGUCAUACAGUAUCUUAAUUUCAAUUUGGUCUAUUAUAAGUUAUCUGACUAGCAGUUGGCGUAAGAAAUUCAACAACUUAAAUUCAAAUGAAAAGUUUAAUAUGAAGAAAAUCCUUACAUGAUAAUAUUUAAUGGUCCAUAGCAGCACAAUAAUCAAUAUUGUUCCCAGAGCUAAAAUGUGGUUGGUCACUAUGGCCAGCAUGGUACAAAUUUGACCAGUCAUAUUAAAAAGUUGGCAGGUUAUAUUAUAAUAAUAGGUAUGCAGUGCAUACAUGUUGCUUGCCAUCAAGACCAUGAAACCUCAUGACUCGGAAUACUAUACAGAAUCCAUCUCCAUUGUUUUCUGCGUAAGUGCUAUUCGUCAUGAUUCGUCACUCCGCAAGUACCGUAAACAGAAGCAAUCAUCCCCCUGGCACAGAACAAAGACACACAGAAGGUCGACUGGAGUAACCGCUGCCAGGUCCCAGCCAGUGUGUACCCAACAGCCAUCCCCCCCCCUGGGCGUCCCCCAUUUUGAAUAUCAUCAGGGGUGUGGAUACUUCCAAAACGCACACCAGGAAGGACCAUGGCAUCAGCAUUUAGAUGAUGAAUUACGGUCACACCAAAAUCAUUGGAAAAUCAUAGGAAAAACCAAGAAAUCGUGCUUCUGUAUGACUCAUUUUGUGCCCUGGUUAUGAUGCACUACUGCUUAGGGAGUGGUCAUUAUGAAGACGGGCCAUGGGUUAGGGUUAUGGUAGGACAAAUGUUGCAUUGCAAAGAAGUAACACAUAAUAUAUAUUUUUUAAUCAUACAGUAUAUGGUUGAAUCAUAUUCACCUGAGGAUAAAACAGGUAGAUUAAACAGAUUGUCCUAAUAUCUAACUUUACCUGUUUCAUUGCUGUUAAUUUUUCAAUUCACACUGGGGGGGGGGGGUCAGAAAAGUUUCUACUUUUAUGAGGAGGGAGAGGCAAAAAGUUUGCCUUCAGUCUGGAGGGGGGGGGGGGUCAAAAAAGUAUUCAGUCCUUAUUUUCCCCACUUACUAACUCCCUCCCCAUAAAUAAUGACCACUCCCUUAUAACUUUUGGUACAACUGGCCUGAAAUUUUAUAAAAUAUUGAUUCAAUAAGUUUAAUAUCAAUAUAUUUAUUGAAAAAUAGCUAUUAUGUCAAAAUAAGAAAACUUAAAGCCCGGCGCACACUGGAGAUAUCAGCUGAGCUGAGCGUCACUUGUGACUGUUGGCAUAAGCAAGUUCCCCCAGUGUGCGGUGGUGUUUUGAGCGAUUUCAGCCACACGUGCCAUCGGCACCGAAUAUUCAACAUGUUGAAUAAUUUCAGUCACAAAUGAACAUUUCCCCCAAGUGUGCGCGCUCGAAAAGCUAUCACCUUCCAUUGUAGAUCGAAUUAGACUUGAGCAACAUUCCCCCCCUGACGAGUAAAAUCGUCUGGCAUUUGACAGAGUAAAAUAAUAAAGUAGGACGCAUCCGGACCCAUUGUCACUUAAAGGGUUAACAGGGUGCAUAGGCAGAUAAUCUGAUUAACCCAUUGAUUGGCAGCAUUCUCCCCCUGACAAGUAAAAUUGUCUGGCAUUAGACAUAGUAAAAUAAUAAAGUAGGCGCAUCCGCGUGCAUUGCCACGUAAAGGGUUAAUCAGAUUAUCUAUUAAUGCCAGAUUAUUUCAUUUUCUCUAAUGCCAGACAAUUGCACUCACAAAGGGAGUGCUGGCUGGGCGGCGCCCAAUGGGUUAAUUAAUUAUCAACUAUAGAUCAAUGUAACAUACAGAAUAUGUUUUCUAUCAUUACAGUGUCAGGAAUGUUGACAGGUUAAUUACUGAUCUGCUGGCAAUUAUUAAUACACCAAAGAGACACAUCCUGUUUGAUGAAGUUGG
Paramuricea clavata is the source of this 3350-nucleotide messenger RNA. The record is from the annotation of a GenBank genome assembly. NCBI's taxonomy places the organism in Eukaryota, Metazoa, Cnidaria, Anthozoa, Malacalcyonacea, Plexauridae.